CUCUUUUUCUCUCUCUCUCUCUCUUUUUCUCUCUCACUCUUUCUUUCUCUCCCCUAACCUUUUUGUACUAUCAUAACCCAUUACCAUACAUACUCUUCUUCUCCAUCACGCCACAAACGUAGUAGAUUCACAUCAUCCUCUUCUUCUUCUUCUUCUUCUUCCUCCUCUUCGUCUCCAGUGGCUCUUUCAAGGUGUCUCCAGCUGUAUUGUGUACUUUGUUUUCAUUAGUGUCCAACAGGUCAGUCUAUAUCUUCCUCCUUUUGUGGCUUUGAAGAGCUUGUACGGAUUCAAUUAUAGGCAGCCUAUGUAGUGGUUUUGAGGGGUCUUUUGUCUUAUGGAGAAAGGUCUUUGAUUUGUCGGUGUAUUGGAUUCUGGGCAUCUGUCUUCGUGUUAUUUGGGAAUUCAUGGAUCUGUCACUCUGUUCCUUUUUGGGUUUUUGGGCUAGAAUCGAUUUUGAUUAGGAAGAAGCCUUCAAAGUUUGUGUCUUUUUUCUUUUACCUUUCGAUCUUCAAAGAUCAGUUGGGUUUUCUUCUAUUUCUCAUCUUAGUCUGAAUUUGAUCUUUGGAGGGUAGAAUCUAUCUUUGUGAUGGAAGCUAGAAUUGAAGGUGAGCCUCAACAUUUCUAUGGGUUUAGAGCUGUGGAUCUAAGGUCUGUUGGUAAAAGGACUGUCGAGUGGGAUUUGAAUGAUUGGAAAUGGGAUGGUGAUCUCUUUGUGGCUACACAAUUGCAUCCUGGUGGCAGCGAAACUACGGGCCGUCAGUUUUUCCCUAUAGGAAACUCUUCUAAUAGCUCCUCCUCCUGCUCUGAUGAAGCCCAUAAUAGUGAGUCAUUAGUGCGAAGUACAAGAGAAGUUGAGAAGAAGAGGAGAGCUGUUGCCAUUGAAGGAGACACCAAUGGUGGUGCUCUUACUUUGAAGCUAGGAGACAAUGGCUGUGAUCUUAAUGGUGAAAGAGAAGGGAAUUCUGCUGCCAAGAAGACUAAAUUCGGAGGAGCAGGAGCUGUGACUAAUCGCGCUGUCUGUCAGGUGGGAAACUGUGAAGCUGAUCUUAGUAAAGUUAAGGAUUAUCAUAGACGUCAUAAGGUCUGUGAGAUGCAUUCUAAGGCUACUAGUGCCAUUGUCGGAGGUAUCAUGCAGCGGUUUUGUCAGCAAUGUAGUAGAUUCCAUGUUCUUCAGGAGUUUGAUGAAGGAAAGAGAAGUUGUCGUAGACGUUUGGCUGGGCACAAUAAACGUAGGAGGAAAACAAAUCCCGAACCUGGUGCUAACGGAAAUCCUAGUGAUGAUCAGUCAAGCAAUUAUCUGUUGAUUAGUCUCUUGAAGAUACUCUCCAAUAUGCACACUACUCGAUCAGACCAUACUGGUGAUCAAGAUUUGAUGUCUCAUCUUCUGAAGAGCCUUGUAAGCCAUGCUGGUGAACAAUUAGGGAAAAACUUAGUUGAACUUCUUCUGCAAGGAGGAUCUCAAGGUUCCUUAAAUCUUGGAAACUCUGGUUUGCUUGCAAUUGAGGAAGCUCCUCAAGAGGAUUUAAAGCAACUCUCGGUAAACGUACCUGAGGUUCCUCGGCAAGAAUUGUAUGCCAAUGGGACAGCUACCGAGAACAGAUCAGAAAAACAAGUCAGAAUGAAUGAUUUUGAUUUGAAUGAUAUCUAUAUAGACUCAGAUGAUACAGAUAUCGAAAGAUCUCCUCCUCCUACGAAUCCAGCAACCAGUUCUCUUGAUUAUCCUUCGUGGAUACAUCAGUCUAGUCCACCUCAGACAAGUAGGAAUUCAGAUUCAGCAUCUGACCAGUCACCGUCAAGUUCCGGUGAAGAUGCGCAGAUGCGCACAGGCCGGAUUGUGUUCAAACUAUUUGGGAAAGAGCCAAAUGAUUUUCCUGUUGUCUUGCGUGGACAGAUUCUGGACUGGUUAUCGCAUAGUCCAACUGACAUGGAGAGCUACAUUAGGCCUGGCUGUAUUGUAUUGACCAUCUAUCUUCGUCAAGCUGAAACUGCUUGGGAAGAACUUUCAGACGAUCUAGGUUUUAGCUUAAGGAAGCUUCUAGAUCUCUCUGAUGAUCCCUUGUGGACAACUGGAUGGAUUUAUGUUAGGGUUCAAAACCAACUUGCAUUUGUAUAUAACGGUCAAGUUGUUGUCGACACUUCCUUACCUCUUAAAAGUCAUGAUCAUAGCCACAUCAUUAGCGUUAAACCGCUUGCUGUAGCUGCAGCGGGAAAAGCUCAGUUUACGGUAAAAGGCAUCAAUCUCCGUCGACGUGGCACAAGGUUACUUUGUGCUGUAGAAGGAAAAUACUUGAUUCAGGAAUCAACACACGACUCAACGACUGAGGAGAAUGAUGAUCAGAAUAAUGAGAUUGUUGAGUGUGUCAACUUUUCUUGUGAUUUGCCAAUAAUUAGUGGUCGAGGAUUCAUGGAGAUUGAAGACCAAGGACUCAGUAGCAGCUUCUUUCCUUUCUUAGUGGUUGAAGACAAUGAUGUUUGUUCUGAAAUCCGUAUACUUGAAACCACAUUAGAGUUCACUGGAACUGAUUCUGCUAAGCAAGCUAUGGAUUUCAUUCAUGAAAUCGGUUGGCUUCUUCACAGAAGUAAACUUGGGGAAUCAGACCCAAAUCCAGACGUUUUCCCAUUGAUACGGUUCCAGUGGCUAAUUGAGUUCUCAAUGGAUCGAGAGUGGUGCGCUGUGAUCAGAAAGCUAUUAAACAUGUUCUUUGAUGGAGCUGUUGGUGAUUUUUCUUCCUCCUCUAAUGCCACGCUAUCUGAAUUGUGCCUUCUUCACAGAGCCGUGAGGAAAAACUCUAAGCCUUUGGUUGAAAUGCUUUUGAGAUACGUUCCAAAGCAGCAAAGAAACAGCUUAUUUAGACCCGAUGCUGCUGGUCCAGCCGGUUUAACACCUCUUCACAUUGCAGCCGGUAAAGAUGGUUCAGAAGAUGUGUUGGAUGCCCUUACAGAAGAUCCUGCAAUGGUGGGGAUUGAAGCGUGGAAGACAUCUCGAGACAGCACAGGCUUCACACCAGAAGACUAUGCACGCUUACGCGGUCACUUCUCAUACAUCCACUUAAUUCAACGCAAGAUCAAUAAAAAGUCAACAGCUGAAGAUCACGUUGUUGUCAACAUCCCUGUUUCUUUCUCAGACAGAGAGCAGAAAGAACCGAAAUCAGGUCCAGUGACAUCCGCCUUGGAGAUCACACAGAUUAACCAGCUUCCAUGCAAGCUCUGUGACCAUAAACUGGUGUAUGGGACAACUCGCAGGUCUGUAGCGUACAGACCGGCUAUGUUGUCAAUGGUGGCGAUUGCUGCAGUUUGUGUCUGUGUGGCACUUCUCUUCAAGAGUUGCCCGGAAGUACUCUAUGUAUUUCAACCGUUCAGGUGGGAGUUAUUGGACUAUGGAACUAGCUGAGUGUAAGUCUACUUUGAAGAAUCUUCUAAGAUAAAUAUUACUUAUGUAAACCCAUAAAGGCGUGAUUUCUAUAUGUAACUAUAUGAGUAUAAGAUAUAUAGACAUGUUGGAUUUAGAAGAUUGUUGUUGUUGUGUGUAAAAGCCCCUCCAUUCUCUCUGGAACCUGAGAAUCCCCUCUCUCUCUCUGAUUAGUAUAUUUUUUUGUUUGACAGAAUAAUUUGUUAUCUUGUAAUUUAACAAUGGAUAUGUUCUUGUACUAGCCUUCUCUCUUUGUUUCUGCUUUUUGGGUAUAAUGGUGGAUACACACUUUGAA
Capsella rubella is the source of this 3704-nucleotide messenger RNA. RefSeq names its product squamosa promoter-binding-like protein 1. Gene Ontology annotation, cellular component: nucleus. The record is from RefSeq and is a predicted model, not a curated record. Lineage: Eukaryota; Viridiplantae; Streptophyta; Magnoliopsida; Brassicales; Brassicaceae. Gene Ontology annotation, molecular function: DNA binding. The coding region runs from base 587 to 3391 and encodes 934 amino acids. The transcript is spliced from 10 exons.